This is a messenger RNA of Talaromyces stipitatus ATCC 10500, 429 nucleotides long. RefSeq lists its product as uncharacterized. The coding region runs from base 1 to 429 and encodes 142 amino acids. NCBI's taxonomy places the organism in Eukaryota, Fungi, Ascomycota, Eurotiomycetes, Eurotiales, Trichocomaceae. The record is from RefSeq and is a predicted model, not a curated record. The transcript is spliced from 2 exons.
AUGGCAACGCAAGACCGCGUAAAGCAAGUCUCCUCCCACCUCACCUUCCUUUUCAGGGACUCUUUCAUAACCAAACAGUCAUUUUCACAGGUGCAGGUCAAGACAUUGGCGCUGAAGCAGAAUCCUUAUUUGCCAAAUGAAGUUGCCAAGAGGAAUAACAAAGGAAACAGUAAAAGUAGAGUUGUCAAAUCUAUCAAUAACAUCUCACCUAACCACACAAUCGCCGUUUUAGGCAAUGCUAUGGAUGCGACUUAUAUCGAUACAUUGGUGAAAAGUUUUGCUGAAUUCGACGGUGGGAAGAUUUAUGUCAUUGUUAAUAGUGCCAGAUUUACAUGGGACGGUGUUAUUCACAACGUUCAACCCUUGAACAGUAAGCAACUGUUGCUUAAGAAUACUGAUGUUGGGAGACAGAUCAACGAUAAAGACUAG